ACAUCAGCUUCAGAGAAUCUCUCUCUCCUCAACCCCUUCUUCUUUCUUCACAUUGCCGACACUUCCCGCUCACCUCUCUCUCCACAAACGCAAUGGACUUCUCCAAUAGCUUCUCAAAGCUCCUUCUCCUCCUCUUAGCCACCUCCAUCGCCACAGCAUUACCCGAAAACAAACCCACCUCAGGUCAAAUAAACUCAAACUCAGUCCUCGUAGCUCUCCUCGACUCUCACUACACAGAGCUAGCCGAGCUUGUGGAGAAAGCACUCCUCCUCCAAACCCUCGAAGAAGCAGUUGGUAGACACAACAUCACAAUCUUCGCACCACGUAACGAUGCCUUGGAACGUAACCUCGACCCUCAAUUCAAAUCUUUCUUGCUCGAACCAAGAAACCUCAAAUCGUUACAAUCUCUCUUGAUGUUCCACAUUCUCCCACGUCGUAUCUCUUCUCCUCAGUGGCCUUCGCUCUCUCAUCACCACCGUACACUCUCCAACGACCAUGUUCACCUCACCGUCGACACUACUCGCCGGUUAAAAGUCGAUUCCGCUGAGAUCGUCCGUCCAGAUGACGUCAUUAGACCUGACGGCAUCAUCCAUGGCAUCGAGCGUCUUCUUAUCCCUCGCUCUGUUCAAGAAGACUUCAACCGCCGUCGUAGUCUCCGUUCAAUCUCCGCCGUUUUACCAGAAGGAGCUCCGGAGGUUGAUCCAAGAACCCACCGUCUCAAGAAACCAGCUCCAGUCCCCGCCGGAGCCCCUCCAGUCCUCCCAGUCUACGACGCCAUGUCACCAGGUCCUUCUCUCGCUCCGGCUCCAGCUCCCGGACCCGGAGGUCCACGUCACCACUUCAACGGCGAGGCUCAAGUCAAAGACUUCAUCCACACUCUAUUGCAUUACGGUGGCUACAACGAGAUGGCUGACAUUCUCGUCAACUUAACUUCCCUAGCCACCGAGAUGGGUCGUCUCGUCUCUGAAGGUUACGUUUUAACCGUCUUGGCACCUAACGACGAGGCCAUGGCUAAGCUCACGACGGAUCAGUUGAGCGAGCCGGGUGCUCCUGAGCAGAUUGUUUAUUACCAUAUCAUACCGGAGUAUCAGACAGAAGAGAGUAUGUACAACGCAGUACGAAGAUUCGGGAAGGUGAAGUACGAUUCAUUGAGAUUCCCACACAAAGUGUUGGCUCAAGAAGCCGAUGGUUCUGUUAAGUUCGGACACGGUGAAGGCUCAGCUUAUUUGUUCGACCCUGAUAUCUACACCGACGGUCGGAUAUCAGUUCAGGGUAUUGAUGGUGUCUUGUUUCCAAUGAAGGAGACACCGGCAACGGAGAUGAAACCAGCUGCUCCGGUCGUUAAGAAAGUUGCUAAAUCAAGAAGAGGUAAAUUGAUGGAGGUAGCUUGUAGAAUGAUGGGAUCACGGUUCAUCCCAUGUCAAUGAUUUUACACGUUGUUAUCAAAAUAAAACCAGAGCUUCCAAAUUCUUGCUUCGGUAAACAUCUGGAAAAGAAAAAGAGAAAAAAAAUUGAAUAUGUAAAUGAUGUGAUUUUUGGUUCGUUGCGGUUUGCAUGCUCUAUUGUAAUUUUUUAUAUUCAAAAUAUAUAUAUGAAUACGUGGACAGUAGGUUCUGAUGAAGUUUGUUAUUUGGGGUGCAUGAAAAAGAUGGUAGAAGUUAGAGAAUUCAAUGUAAUACAAAUUACUAUACAAC
Molecule: messenger RNA, 1694 nt
Organism: Brassica oleracea var. oleracea
Lineage: Eukaryota; Viridiplantae; Streptophyta; Magnoliopsida; Brassicales; Brassicaceae
Product: fasciclin-like arabinogalactan protein 16
Exons: 3
Coding region: 93-1427 (444 amino acids)
Source: RefSeq, a predicted model, not a curated record